Molecule: messenger RNA, 1071 nt
Organism: Candidula unifasciata
Lineage: Eukaryota; Metazoa; Mollusca; Gastropoda; Stylommatophora; Geomitridae
Source: the annotation of a GenBank genome assembly
AUGUCCUAUGCUACAUUUUGCCAUGCCAUGUACAACAUAGUGCCAUGUCAUGUGCUACAUCGUGUCACGUCACCUACAACAAUGUUUUGUCAUGUGAAUGAGCUGAACUUUGUCAACCAGAAGGUGAUGUUGAUGCCAGAUGAUUUCAAGUCCUACAGCAAGAUUCGUGUUGAUAACCAUAUGUUCAACAAAGAUAUUAUGCCUAGCAAGUUCAAGGUGAAAGAAUAUUGCCCAAUUGUGUUCAGAAAUUUAAGGGAACGUUUUGGUUUGGAAGAUGCAGAUUAUAUGUAUAUUGUUGAAUGCCAUGCCCAGACAUUACUCCCACAAUACCUGGCUAUGUACAGAAUCACAGUCAAUGAUGCAGAGACCUAUCUCGUUGUCAUGCGUAACGUGUUCAGCCCUCGAUUAUCAAUACACAAAAAGUAUGACCUCAAGGGCUCAACUGUUGACAGAAGUGCCAGUGACAAAGAAAGGUUGAAAGAACUGCCCACCUUCAAAGAUAAUGAUUUCCUCAAUGAUGGUGCUAAGAUUUUCAUUGGUCCAGAGCAGCGGAAGAAAUUGUUAGACACUCUCCAAAGUGAUGUUGAUUUCUUGAGUAGUCUCAAUCUCAUGGAUUACAGCCUAAUUGUUGGUAUUCAUGACCGGGACCAAGAAGAUGAAUCUGGCAUCAACUUUGCCAUGCCCUCUGGGGCGGAUGAAGAGGAACUAGAGGAAGAAGAUGGAGAAUCAGGAAGUUUUGUAGCAUCAUCCGGUGACCAGCUAGAAUAUGGGGAUGAUGCAGAUGGAGGAAGCCCUCCAGAUUCCCCACAGCCAAUCACACCAAUGCCUCAGUUCACCGGAGAACUUGACCCAGAUCUGGAGCACUAUGGUGUUCACAGUAAUCCAGAGAGUGGCAGGCGGGAGAUCUACUUCAUGGCGUUAAUCGACAUCCUCACCAAAUAUGGGAUGAAGAAACGCACAGCACAGGCAGCCAAAACAGUGAAACAUGGUGCAGGAGCAGAGAUUUCCACCGUCCACCCCGAACAGUAUGCAAAAAGAUUCAUGGAGUUCAUCAGCAAGUGUGUGGAGUGA